CUGCUCUUGCUAGGUCCCUUGAAUCUGCACAAAAGGGUCUCUGAGUCCACAGAGGUUGGGCUGCAUGACAACUCCCAGAGGAAAUGCCAGUUGGGAUGGCUCGGGAUCUGGAGGAAACUGGCUCAUCCUCAGAGGAGGAGGAGGUUGUAGAUGGGCUGGAGGAUCAUCCGUGCAUCAGGUGGAUUGGUGGCUGCAGGCGGAUCCCCAUCUUGGUGUUUCAUGCUGAAGCCAUUCUGACUAAUGACAGCUACCUCCGCCUAAUUGGAGAACGUUAUCACUUAUCCUAUAAGAUUGUCAGAACAGACAGCCGCCUGGUCCGAAGCCUUCUGACUGCCCAUGGAUUUCAUGAGGUGCACCCCAAUAGCAGUGAUUAUAAUCUCAUGUGGACAGGAUCACACCUGAAGCCCUACUUGCUGCGUUCCCUUACAGAUAUUCAGAAAGUCAAUCAUUUCCCUAGAUCAUAUGAACUGACAAGAAAAGACAGACUGUACAAGAAUGUCAGUCGUAUGCAGCAGACCCAUGGAUUCAAGACGUUCCACAUCUUACCUCAGACGUUUAUCCUCCCAGCAGAGUACCAGGAGUUCUGCAAUACGUAUUCUAAGGACAAGGGCCCAUGGAUAGUGAAGCCCGUGGCCUCUUCUAGGGGUCGAGGUGUCUACCUGAUCAACAAUCCAAGCCAGAUCGUCCUGGAAGAAAACAUCCUGGUUUCUCGUUACAUCAGCAACCCCCUGCUCAUAGAUGAUUUCAAAUUCGAUGUGCGCCUGUAUGUUCUGGUUACAUCCUAUGAUCCACUGGUCAUUUAUCUCUACGAGGAAGGACUGGCCAGGUUUGCAACAGUGAGGUAUGACCAGGCAUCCAAGAACAUUAAAAACCAGUUUAUGCAUCUGACCAACUACAGCGUCAACAAGAAGAGUGGAGAUUAUGUCAGCUGUGAUGAUCCUGAAGUAGAGGAUUAUGGAAACAAAUGGAGCAUGAGUGCAAUGCUGAGGUACUUAAAACAAGAGGGGAGAGACACAGCAGCACUGAUGGCCAAUGUGGAGGACCUGAUUAUCAAGGCUGUACUUUCUGCUGAGCUGGUCAUUGCCACAGCCUGUAAAACUUUUCUUUCACAUCGUAGCAGCUGCUUUGAGCUGUAUGGUUUCGAUGUCCUUAUUGAUGCUACUCUCAAGCCCUGGUUGUUAGAAGUGAACCUAUCCCCAUCGUUGGCCUGUGAUGCUCCUUUGGACCUGAAGAUCAAAGCUAGCAUGCUCUCAGAUAUGUUCACCCUUGUAGGCUUCGUAUGCCAGGAUCCAGGCCAGCGGUCAAGCCGGGCCAUUUAUCACUCAUCUGAAUCUGUCAGGAGAAAUCCAUACCAAAAGCCUCAGCGUCCUGUGUCUGCGCAGUCCCGACCGACAAACACCAGAUUGAGAGGAAAAGGGCAAAAAUCUGGAUUUGCACUGUCUCUACAGCGUGCCCGUCCUCUGUCGGCCAGUGAUGCCGAAAUGAAAAACCUAAUGCCCUCAGGCAGGGAAAAAGCAACAGGAAGGCAAGGCAGCUCUGUGCUAGGUCUCUCCAUGGAGGAGAUAAAAGUUCUUCGUCGCGUGAGAGAGGAGAAUGAGCGGAGAGGAGGUUUCAUCCGAAUAUUCCCUACCCCAUUAACAUGGGAUCUUUAUGGGUCCUUCUUAGAGCACAAGACGACAAUGAACUACAUGCUGGCUACACGUCUGUUCCAGGACAGGGGCAAGAUGAAAAGAGACUUGGUCACUGGGAGACCCCGAGCCAGUCUUUGUGGAAGGCUGGAUAUGAAGCUGGAAGCUGCGGACUCUAAUGCUCUCUUUUAUGAGAGGAAGCUCGUUUCACUGGAGUUACGGAAGCGCAGGCGAUGUCAUCGCAAGGCACGAGUGGCACAGACAAGAUCAUCAGGGACAUCAAAACCCACAAAGCUAUCCCUCAAGUCAGACACAGAGCGUGAGGAGGAAGAGGAGGCAGAUGCAGAUGAAGAUGAAGAGCUAGAUGGAACUGCUGGCUCUCUUUUGGACACCCAGGUGAAAAGCAAGACAAAGGUCUCUGAACUGGUAAAAGCUGCUUGUCAAGAGAAUAUACCGAAAAAACUUGACAAGAAGACUGGAGGAGAGCAGUUUCUUGAAAAAACAGAGGCAGAAUCUCAAUUUAACCUGUUGCAGAUUCUUCAAGAGAAUGGAAACUUAAGCAAAGUGCAGGCUCGCAGGGCUUUCUCUGCCUACCUACAGCAUGUUCAGUUGCGACUGAUGAAGGAGGCUGGUAACCAGAUCCAGAAUGCUGCUUGGGCUGCCAAAGAGGAUGAGCAAAUGGAGCUUGUGGUACGCUUUCUGAAGCGAGCAGCUAGCAACCUUCAGCAGUCCUUGAGGAUGCUGCUUCCCAGCCGGCGUCUAGGCCUAAAUGAUCGUCGACGUAUCCUGGCUCGCCAGCUGGGCGAGUUCAUAGUCUGCUAUAAUAAGGAAACAGAGCAGAUGGUUCAGAAACGAUCAAAAAAGAAACAGGAAGAGGAGGUGGAGGAGGGAGUGAAUGCUGAAGGUUUUCAGAACUUUAUUACCAGGGCAAGUGAGAGUGACCUGGAGGAAGUUCUGACAUUUUACACGCACAAAAAUAAGUCAGCAAGCGUCUUUCUAGGAACGAACUCUAGAACCACGAAAGCCAGCAACAGCAGCAACCAGUUAGAGAAUCAGUCUCAAGGGGAGAGACCUGAAGUGACGAAAGAAAUAAAAGGUGAUCAGGCCCGAAGUUCAGUUGCAGAUCUGCCUGCAGAAGGAGCACUAAGAGGCUACAAACCCAAAGAAGUUAAAUCAGCUUUUCCGGAAGGACCCACCUUGUCCUUAGAUGUUGAAGUGAAAUUACCUCGUUGUGGCCCUGCUAGUGUUUCCUCCUUUGUUCCUGGUGCCACUGCCCAGAGAAGUACCAGCUCCCAGUUGCCGUCUCAGCCUGCAGCCUCUGAAAGUCCACAGAUGCCUGAUCACCAUUCAUUGCUGGCUCCUCCCAUUGGUCCCAGACUGAUUCAGUCCCCAUCCUCCCCACCUUCUUCUCAGAUCCAGAGCACAGCCCUUGACAGCUCUUCUGUCUGCACAAACCCUGCCUCCAGUGAGGCUUCUAGCCUUGCAGGAUUACAUCGUUGCCAUUCUGGUAGCUACAGUGUUGGCCCAUUCUCAUCUUUUCAGAGAGCUGCUCAGAUUUACAGCCAAAGAUUGUCCCGACCAUCCUCUGCAAAAGCAGUAGGUUUGUGCCAUCGCAGUCCAAGUGGACCGCGUGUGGGCUCAGCCAGGACGCACAAAGAUGCAGAAGAUACUUCUUGCCAUGGCAAACAUUAUAGCCCUAGUAUGGUAGCAGCAGAACUACAGCAGCUGGCAGAAAAGCAGGCAACCCGUCAGUAUUCUCCACCGAGCCACAUCAGUCUCCUUACCCAGCAGUUUACAAACCUGAACUUGGCAAGUGGAGCUAUAAGCAAGGGGAAUGCAGCCUCCCCACCAAGCUACCAGUCAACACUCAACAGAAGAGGGCCACUGUGGGCUGUUCAGUCAGACACUCACAUAGGUGACAGAAGGUCUGUCUCUUCAGCAGUCAGGGCUCCGGAGAGUGAUCAUUUUGCCUGGGAAGAGGAGUUAGAGAGCAGCGUCUACAGCAAGGUGACAGGGAGUCAGCUGGCACAUCCCAACAAUCAGUUCCAUUUUGCUGUGCAGCAACUUCAGCAGCAGAAAAUUCAGUCUCGACAGCUGUUGGAGCAAAGCCAAGUUCGGCACCAGGCUCUGUUUGUCAACCACCCGCAAUCCAGCACCAGCCAUAUAUCUAUGUCGGCUGCUUCUGCUGCCCGCAAGACAUCAAGUACCACUUCCAGUAUCCAGAAGGCAGCCAGUGUGCACAAAGUGAUGCCAUCCCAGAGUAUGCCUUCUCAGCUGGUUCCAAAGCCUCCAGCAAACCACAGGCAGGCAGUGGUCAGAAAGGCUGCAACGCAGAGGAUUUCCAAGGUGACCUCCACUGAAAGGCAGCUAAAUGGAUUCCAGAACAGCCUUAACAGUGCUGCCUCCUGUGAGCCAGGGACAAAUUCCACAGCCUCUACUCACAGUGAAGAAGUAACACUGAACACCAGGUGAGGAAUCCAGGGCAUUGCUUCCAAGUGUGGGCCAAAGGAAAAAGCAGCAGUGACUGCUCAUACCACCAUACUCCCCAUAACACCCAGGUGAUGAGGAGCCCCUGCUGAGAGGAGAGGAGAGUACCUGAACAUCUGUGGAAGCUGGUGAUACAGGUGCAAGCUGAGGUGAAUGGUUACCUCUGACAGCUCCUGCUGCUGAGCUUUGGGGUCCCUUCUUCACAUCUCUUCCUGAUCACUGCCCAUAACAUCUUUUUGUAAGACAGAGGUCCUCGAGCUGUCUGUAUUGUUCUUCCAAAGGUCCAAGUUUGAACAUAAAUCUCUUCUGCUCAGCCAUUUGAGUCUGUAUUAGUCUUGUCACAGGAAAGAUUCUCUACUCUCAUUAUAUGGCAACCAACGGCAGAGAAGAACGUUAGACCGUAUGACUAGAGACGUUCUUGUUGGUUGCCAUCUUGAAUUUUGGCACAGAGCCAUGGAAAUGCUCAGUUUGAAUAAAGUCAUUUCAUGUGUUUGUUUUGGUUAUAAUUUCAGUUAUUAAUUCUCAGCCUCAAAAUAUUUGCUCUUAUAUUGGACAGGAUUUUAAAUCUGUCAUUAUGUUUCACAGUUGGAUGCUUAUAUUCUGUGUAGCUUAUUUUUGUAUUUUGAUUUCUGCUUGUUUAUGCUUUAUAAACUUUUUCAAAUUGGCUGAUAUUUUCAGACCCAGGCUUGAACCCUAAGGCCCAGGUGGCUUCUAUCAGUUGCAAUAGUGGCUUGGUGAAGCACUCCAGUUAAAAUUUGCCUAAUGCUAUGAAACUUAAUUUGUUGUGUUAGACAACAUCAGCAGCUGGAAAUUGUUUUGGAGAGAAGAUCCACCCAUCCUUAAAAUGUACAGGAAGCAGCUUCAGCUUUGGCUUGUUCUUGGUGCCAUGUUAAAGGAAAAAAACUCAUGAUUUUCACACUAUUUUCCCACUUCUCCCUUGUCAAACAGCAAGUGGUAUGAUUAUAAGAGACUGUGUUUUCAAGGAGUACAAAAACUCUUAUUGUUUAUAUCAGAGCCCUCAGAGACUGGAUUCUAACAGUCUGUUUGAUCCGUUUCUCCAUUCCACUGCUCUACUGUCAUUUCUACCCUGUGUAAUCAGUGCUAAGAGAUCAUUUUCAUGUGUUGGCAAAUGGAUAGUGAUCAACCCAAAUGGAUGACAGAAAGAAACAGUGUCAGAUGGGACAUAUGUUUUCUCUUGGAAUGAUUGUUUGUGUUCAUGUUCACGCUUUGGGUGUGCAUACUUCCUGUCAUUCAAGACCAGAUAAAUUGUGAAAAGAUGAAAAAACCAUGUUCAUGCUCUGUUAGCUUCACUCUGCCUUUUGCUCCAGGCACGAAUUCAUAGGACAGAAUGUGCAUUUUGCUAUUUCUGUUCCACUCACACAUGUGACAGAGAUCAAAUACUUCAAUUGUUCAAAAUCCAGUUCUCUGAUGUCGCUCUUUCCAUUCUCACUUCUUUGGCUUCUCUUUCAGUUCCUGGACAGUCGUGAUCCUGUUCACUUUCUCUACAUUUGCAGCUGUGUCCUUCAAGAAUCUCCACAGCAUUUGUUUGCUGCCUACACCUCGUCACAAAUCAUCAGUGACCAAGAUUUUGUAAGAGCACAGCUUGUAAAUUUAUUUUCAAAUCCUAUCUCUUUUGUAAUCAUCAAAUUUCACCUAAGUAUCUCUGAGAUAGAUGUUUCUACUUGUCCAUUAAGUUGUUAGCUCAUCAUUAGUCAAAAAUUCAGCUGUAGAAGUUUUUACUUCAAAAUUCUUUAAUUACUUCAAAAUUCUUCUUCAAAAUUCAGGUCCUUAGCAGCUAUGGCCAUUAAGACCUCGGGUCUGUUUUCCCGUAGACUACUCUGCCACCUUUGGUAUUGUCUGUAGCCUCCAACUUUUUAUUCCACAACUAUUUUAGGAGCUAUCUCCCUACAAGAUUUAGCUUCCUUAAAUAACUGAUUUUCUUCCGUACUUCUUCCCAGAUGAUCCGAGAUAUCCUUACUUUGCUGAGUUUCACGUGCAAAAUCAAGCAGCUAUAUAGAACCAACCUUCUCACUUCUUGCCUAUAGCAGUUACUUCUCUCUGUCAUGGGAAGGCAUGGCUUAGGCACUAGCUCUGAACUCUUCUGAGAUCUGUGCCAUGGAUACAGCCCGUACUGUCACCAGAUGUAGUCUCAUCUUGAUAUUAAGUACAUCCUUUUAGAACUCUCAUCCCUGUUUUUGUUCUCUAGUUUCUUCACUCAGGUUGUCACAGCCACCUCUGAAAACUGUAUAGAGGUUUGGUUGAUAGAGAUUUAAGUGCACAGUUAGCUCAGGAAAGGUGAUCGUCUUCGGAGGAUUGUUUGCAGUAACAGUGUUCUUCCAUCUUUGUCUGGCAAAUUACCAACUACUGCUGGCUUAGUAUGAACAUAGAUUGUUUUGUUAUCGUUGCCAGUCUCCCAUCCACUGAUUUUGGGAUAAUCUGUUGUACUCAGUUAUAUCUAGCAUGCUUUCUCAACUUCUUGGAUUGUAUGUUGGAUAUAGCCAACACCACAUUUGUAACUUUGAUGACUAAGUAGCAGUAUAUCAGACAUCUUGCCUCUAAGGUUUGGAAAUGUUCAGAGAAGUAUACAUUGCAGUUUAAGACCCUCCUUUUGAGGAGAUGAAUUUUGUCAGCUUCAGAAACAACAAAGUCUGGCAUCCUGUGUCCCUGGAAAAUAUUUCUUCUGCUUCCAACAAAUAAAAAACCCAAAGAUUUCAAGACUGGUCCUUUACUGCAAGCCAGAUACCGCAACCUUGAACUCUUUUCAGCCUCGGGUAUGCUAGGGCAGCCAAACCAUCAAAGGAAAUGGCAGAUAUUCCAUUGCCUUGGGUAUGUGCUGAUCCCAGCUCUCAGCACAACUGUCAUUAUCUUGGGAGCACCUGCAAUAGAGAAUCAGGAACAAAUCCAACAAGCUUGGUCUCUUAUUUUUUUAUCUCCCUCCACUCCUCAGCCUGAGGUCCACCUAUGUCUUUGUGCAUACUGGAUACUGCAAACUGAAGAUGACAUACCUAUUUUGUUUCUUUGCCGCUCUGCUACUCCCAUACCUGUCCUUUUUCAAUGACAUCUCCCAGAGAGUUUGCUUCAGUAAAGAGAUUCAGUAGGGAGGCAUAGAACUGUAUCCCCUGCAUCUCAGAGAGAAGGCUUUCCACGGUACAAGAGAGGGAAGGGAAGGAGAAUGGUGAACCACUUUGGACUUAUAAUAGUUGCAUAUCAGAGUAAUACAAUUAUCUACCUGCUCUUCAAAUGGGGUUUAGUUUGUUUCUCUUUGCUUUUAUGACAUUUACUUCCUUGUACUCAUCAAUGAGUUUCAUCAAAAGUGCCUUUGUUUACUGUGUCAAAGGAAAUUACCAGUACAAAGCCCCCAACAGUCUUUCAGCAUCUGCUUCAGUGGUGAGACUGGAUGACAUAACCAAGGUGUUCUCUUCUUCUGUCCUGCUCCUUGAUGUUUGCAUCAUCUCUAAGUUACAGAGUUUGUUUCAGAGAACAAAGAAUGAGGGUUGUUAGUCUUGAAAGAAGUAAGGUGCACACCAGAGUCCUGGAGGUUAAGGAAAUGCAAAGCUCAUACAAGCAUUUGGCAUCAUAUUCCAAGGUACUAUGCUCAGUCGAUGAGCACACUACAACAUACGACAUAAGGGAGGGGUAUGAGAUUGCUUCCCCUCUGGAAGCAGUUGACUUUUACUUGGCACAUCAAGUCUUAAGCCUGCUUUUAUGUGGUUCAUCUUCUUGGAUCUUGAAACAGCUUCACAGCUGGUGUGAGUGCUUCCUUCUGAUGGGCCAUCAAUGGGAGAUACUGCUGUGACACUAGACAGACUACUUAGUCUUGGAUGCCAAUGGGACUUAUUGAAAUUUCUGUCCUCAAGACUAGAUAUUCUCUUGGACAAGCAUGGUCUGUUGGAUAUGACCUCAUUCUGAGGUCUAGAAGGCUACUAUACACAUCUCUAAUACUGGUUCCACAGUGUGGCAGGAGGUUUUGGUAUCAAGACGUUUGUUUGCUAGUAGGAAUCUCAAUGCUGUGCCUCUCCCUCAUACCAGAAUAAGGAUAGACUUCUCAUGCGUGGACUUGAAUGGCUGGCAGUGCUGGACUAUUUCUCUUCUUCACCUUUGAUGGGGAUCAUCAGCUUGCAGUUGAGCUUACAAAGCAGACCAGAUUCUUAGCUUGUAUUCUUUCAGGCCUGUCCCUUUUACUAAGACAGUGGUUCCAGUCAUCCUGGGUUAUUUGCUGGAAACUAAAGCAAACUGGUCUCUGACUUAUUUUUGUUAAGGUUUACUUGAUCAAACUGCCAAGGACUUUUUUUGAUCAGUCCUACAUUUGCUGCUCAUGACCAUCCUGGGCCCAGUGUUUGAACCUUUGACAGGUUAUUUGCUGCAUCUAAAACUCUUUCUUUCUGGACACAUUAUUCCUACAGAUCUGUCCUGAUCUGUCCCCAGAGCAGCUCCUGAGUUUCACUUAAACCUGGGACUGACCUCCUUGUCUUCUUUCUAGAACCUUGUAUUGCCUGUGCUAAGCAGCAGGACGAUCUUAUUUUAUCUCUGCAGAAUCAGGCUUGUCAGACAGUUCUUGAGAUUGGGUAUGCCAAGAGCAGAAAAAUCGACAUUCAUAAUUUUCUUCAUGCAGAAACUGUUCAAUUGGAAAAGAUAUGGGUGAGGAAGAGUGUAAGGGAGAAGGUGAAAAGAGAAUGAUUGUUCACUGUUUUGCCCACUAAAAGAAGGAGGAGCAUCAAAUGAAAUGAGCAGAUGUCAGAUUCAAAGUAAGAAAAAAGGGCUGAUUUCUUCCACAGUAUGUAACUGACCUGGAGCACUCCUUGCCACAAGAUGUUGUGGAUGCAAAAAGUUUGUGGCUUCAAAAGGCAAGCAGACAAAUUCAUGAAAAAGAAAUCUAUUAAGGGAUAUUAAAUAUUAAAACUGAAAACAAACAGGACAUUUUUAAGACUCCAACUGCCAGAUAAGUAUUCCGGGGAAGUAUCACCAUGUGUUUUCCUAUUUUUAAACUGUCAGGCAUAUGCUGUUGACCCCUGACAGAGAAAAGAGUGGUGGUCCUGUUGUCUGACUUUGAAUUCUCGUGGAACAUGUCAUUGUCGUGGAAAGAAAGCAGCAUUGCCUUGGCUGUUCUAGUAGGCUGUACUGCAACUGUCAAAAUGAGAAAUCCAUACAGUCUGUGUUGUUGGGCUCUCUAGAAAAGUCUCUGUUGCUGACAGCUGACAAGUUGUCACACGCAGCUUGUCUGCACCUUCAGCUGGACUGGCACUUUACAUUGCAGAGGCAUUCAGGAUGAUGAAGCUUUUAUGAGCAUAAAAAACAUGAAGAUCCACAUCCAGGCAGCUGUGAUUUUGGGGGAAAAUGGGUUACUGUUUGGAAGUCAUCCACAAUGUGAAUGUGCAUAUAUGGUUAAUCACUUAAAUAUGGAAAAGAGAAUUACUUACCACUAACUGAAGCUCUCAAGUUAUCCUGUUCAUAAAUGUACUCACUUCUUGCCAUCUCUGUCUUCAAAAGUCCACAGAGCCCCUUCAGGGUGAAUAUGCACAACCACAGUACAUCUCAAAGAACUAUAGUACCUGGUAAAUGUUUUCUACCCUCUUUAGAACCCUACUGUCCCUUUCCAAAGAAUGAGAUCAAGUAUCCCUACUGCCUUAGAGAGGAGUAGUUAGGAUAUGCAAACUCAUCUUCUCUAAAAUUGCUGGAUUCUGACUUUUUGAAACAACCCCUGUGCCAUUUUAACAUAGAGGACAAACUCCACUGAACUAAAGGUGACAAAGAAGACAACAAGCCUGCCUGAGGAGUCUGCUCUGUCUGUUACCGUACCAAAAAAGGAUUUUACUGGCCCUCAUUGAGAAAGAGCUUUUACUGCUGUUUCCAAUUUAAAGGAAAGAAUCCCUGAUGACUGUGGAGACCCUGGUGAGAAGUCUUUGCCAGUGGUAUUCAGUGAAUCGUAGUGGUU
Struthio camelus australis is the source of this 10047-nucleotide messenger RNA. NCBI's taxonomy places the organism in Eukaryota, Metazoa, Chordata, Aves, Struthioniformes, Struthionidae. The record is from RefSeq and is a predicted model, not a curated record.